Messenger RNA from Symbiodinium sp. CCMP2456, 419 nucleotides. NCBI's taxonomy places the organism in Eukaryota, Dinophyceae, Suessiales, Symbiodiniaceae. The record is from the annotation of a GenBank genome assembly.
GCAUCAUGGGCUGCUCUUCGAGUGUGAGCGCGAUGCACGACGUAGAAGAAAUUGGUGAUACUCGCGUUAUGUACACGGACCGCACUGGACAAGAGUUCGUCCAGCAUUCCGUUCCAUUCAAGGAGGGCAGUCGCCGCUUCAAUUCCAUGCGCAUCAGCGACAAGGAAGCCUCCGGAACAGUCGUCCCGCUUGCAAGUACCCACAACAAGCAUGUGAAGCGGCUCGACAAGUUCUUGGCGGCCAUAGAGGAGAACCCGAGAUUGCUGGAGAAGAGGGUGCUGCCCAGCCAACUUCCGAAGCACCGCAACCAAGCGCUCCAGAAAGUUGACAAGGAAGUCUCUGAGCAGAGCCUGGCGGACGUNNGUCAGCACAGACGUGUCCAACUUUGCUUCGAGCCCUGGCAGCUGUGCAUAGAGAAG